Molecule: messenger RNA, 1355 nt
Organism: Brachypodium distachyon (stiff brome)
Lineage: Eukaryota; Viridiplantae; Streptophyta; Magnoliopsida; Poales; Poaceae
Product: ACT domain-containing protein DS12, chloroplastic
Exons: 10
Coding region: 202-1047 (281 amino acids)
Cellular component (GO): chloroplast thylakoid membrane; chloroplast stroma
Source: RefSeq, a predicted model, not a curated record
UUGAGAGGGAGAGCAGAAGACCACCUCCCGUUUCCACCCCCCUCUAUCCUAUGGAUAGAGCCGCCGCGACAGCCAUAGAUAUCCUCGUCAUGAUCCCAGCAGCGCCUUCGCCUUUGUAGCACCACCUCAUCUCCAGUUUCUUGGACCAGAUUUGAUCCCAUCCUAGCACGUUUCUUGGAUUUCUUUUCGCCAAGAGGGGAGAUGGUAGAAAUGGCCGUGACCGUCGCCGCCGGGACCCACAGGCCCUGCUCAGGCGUCUCGCCGGCGGCGUCCGGCAACCGGCGGCUUGCCGGGUGGCGGCCACUUGCGCCGGCGGCGCCCGCUAAGCUGAGAUUGUCCUCUCCAGCUUUGAGGGUUCCUAGAGCAGCUUCCCCUGCAGCUGUUGAGCAGGAUGGGAGCUCUAGCAACACUGAUACAGUUCCUACCCCGAAAGUUAUAAUAGAUCAAGACUCGGAUCCGGAUGCAACUAUUGUGGAAGUAACCUUGGGUGACCGUCUUGGGGAUCUUCUUGAUACCAUGAGUGCCCUGAGGAAUUUAGGGCUAAAUGUUGUGAAAGCUAGUGUUUGUCUUGAUUCUUCUGGCAAACAUAACAAGUUUGCUAUAACAAAAUCGUCGACUGGCCGCAAAAUUGAUGAUCCAGAGUUGUUAGAAGCAGUACGACUGACAAUUAUUAACAACAUGCUUGAGUAUCAUCCUGAAACUAGCAGUCAAUUAGCUAUGGGUGCAACUUUUGGGAUAGAGCCCCCGACAGAGGUUGAUGUGGACAUAGCAACUCACAUAGACAUCUAUGAUGAUGGUCCUGAAAGAAGCUUACUUGUUGUGGAAUCAGCUGACCGUCCAGGGUUGCUGGUUGAUCUUGUUAAGAUCAUCGCUGAUAUCAAUAUCACUGUCCAAUCUGGAGAGUUUGAUACUGAGGGGCUACUGGCUAAAGCAAAAUUCCAUGUCAGUUACCGGGGCAAGCCACUGAUCAAGGCUUUGCAACAGGUCCUCGCUAAUAGCUUGCGCUAUUUCUUGAGGAGGCCGACAACAGAGGAUGCCAGUUUCUAGAUGGAUGGUUACAAAUCGCACGUCGAGAUAAUUCAUGAGAUGAUAUUUGCAUGAAUUUUGGCACUAUCAUCCAAGUUAUUCUUGAAAUAUGCAUAAUUCCCAAAAGGUGAUAUACACGAUCUUACCGCACAUACAGAUCUGAGCUAUUUUCAUUUGAAGGUAGAUUGAUCUUGUUGCUGUAUGAACUGCGGUAGCCUUAUGCCGGCACAAUUCUUAAGCAUGUAACGCACGAUUAUUUUGCUACCUGGGAAUGGGAUGCAUGUUUGAUGAUAAAAUAAGAUGGCAACUUGUGCGGCCAAUCGUCUGUU